Armigeres subalbatus is the source of this 2250-nucleotide messenger RNA. Its product is annotated as carboxypeptidase B1-like. Lineage: Eukaryota; Metazoa; Arthropoda; Insecta; Diptera; Culicidae. The coding region runs from base 42 to 1304 and encodes 420 amino acids. The transcript has 3 exons. The record is from RefSeq and is a predicted model, not a curated record. Gene Ontology annotation, molecular function: metallocarboxypeptidase activity; zinc ion binding. Gene Ontology annotation, biological process: proteolysis.
UAGUAGUAGUCCAUUGUAGGCUCAACGAAAUCCAAACUCCAAUGAAGAUACAAAACCUGCUGCCAGCGCUAGCAGCAUUUCUCGGCGUUCUAAGCUACGCUAGUUCCAAUCGCUACAAUGGUUACAAACUGUACGAAGUGCCCGUCAACACUGGCCACGAAGUCCAGCUUCUGCUAUAUCUUCAGCACCACCGUCCAAGUAUCGACAUUUGGGCCCUAAGCAAGGUCGGCCCCAAGCGGGUGCUUGUGCCGCCGGUCUUGCAGAAUACUGUCGAGUCCUUCUUCAAGGACUACCACAUCAACUACACCGUGAGGGUGGAAGAUUUCGGAAAAAACUAUUCGGUUAACCUUUCGCCAACGAUGCAGCUGGAAGAGCCGACCUUCCUGAACAGUUACCCGACGUAUGAGGAGAUCAAUGAUUACAUGGUUCAAAUUGCGACCGAAAACUUCGAGUGGAUUCGGUUUCGUAUCAUCGGUUGGUCUGUAGAAGGUCGUCCGAUUCGAGCAAUCACGAUUAAUCCCGAUAAAGAGCAGACGAUUAUUGUGGACGCAGGGAUCCACGCCCGAGAGUGGAUCACCGUGUCAACGGCACUGUACCUAAUCAAGAAACUGAUUGAAGAUGGCGAUCAGUACCGCGCUUUACACGAGUAUAAAUGGGUUAUCAUUCCUUUGGUGAAUCCAGAUGGCUAUAUUUAUUCAAUGGAAACUGAUCGAUACUGGCGGAAGAACCGAAGACGUUUGAGUGACAAGUGCGUUGGUGUGGAUUUGAACAGAAAUUUCGGGUUUAGAUGGGACGUAGGAGAAUCCUUGUUUUCCGCCGAGUGUCAUCCAGGAUUUCGAGGGUAUGCUCCAUUUUCGGAGCCGGAAACAAGAGCCCUCCGAUCAGUUAUAGAUAACAAUCCAGAUGCCGAGUUGUACAUCAAUUUGCACAGUUUUGGUGGAUUUUUGAUUCAUCCGUGGAGCUUCCAGAGCAACCCGGUGGAGAAUGCUGAUGACUUGCGGAAAGUUGGGGUAUCGGCAGCGAGGGCAAUGUGGCAUUACGGUCACCAGGAGUACAAAGUCGGAUCGAGUGCGGAAAUAUUGCGCUACCAGGCCAGCGGGACCAGCAUAGACUACGCGUACUCCGUGGGCAUAGAUUUCCCAUUUGCUAUGGAGAUUGCCGAAUAUGGGUACAGUGAUUUCCAGCCACCAACGAGUGCCAUUGUUGAUAUUGUUAAGGAAUCGUUUAUUGGUAUAAAAGAGCUCGUGUAUGCAAUCCGAAAGUUGAAGUCACCAACCAAAAAGAGAGGCUCGAGAGGUCGUUAAAACUGAGAAGGGAUAAUCUUCGAUGAACAUUUUGUAGUGCUUUGUUCGACGAGAUAAGCCGAGCGUAUAAUAAUGUGUUAAUUUUUACGCUGAUCAAACAUGUUAAUAAGAUAUAUGAUUUCUUGGUCAUAAAAAAGGUAUUGCAAUUUCAUGGAAGCUGUCCACACACACGUCUUAUACAAUUUAAAUACAAAAAAAUAAUAUCAGGUGGAUUAAUACACAGUUCCAAUAUUUAAAUUCCACACUGCUUAAGUGCGUACCAAAAAAGCCCAACCGAAAUUGGACUCUCAUCUCCUGCGACGCGACGAGUACCCAGCUUGAUAAGUGUGAAUAUUCAACAAUCUUAAUUUCUCGAUAUCCACCAAAUUUACUGCAUUUCGGUGCGUGGGUUGGCCGCACAGUCGAACCGCAUGAAAAGCGUUCAAUUGUUAAGUGGUUUAACCAUCAGACGAGCUCCGCCCGAAAUGGGCUUAAGUGUGUGUUUUUAUUUUCAAGAGGAACCCUCUCAGACUGCACUCAAGACCCAUAGGGAGCCCAAAAAGGUUGUAAACAAUGAACCAAAUAAUGGAGCGAGCUUUUUAGCAAGAAGGGGUUAAACUGCUUUGACCGAGUGGCGUGGCGUUUAAUUGGCAGUCAAAUUAAUUGUUUUUCGUUGUGGUCAACAGUGUGGGGCGGUGCGUCUGACCGAUAAUUAUUACUUUGGGUUGGCGGGAUGUACAUACUGGGGAGAUGGAGGAACGGAGGAGACCGGUCACAAAUAAGCCGCAGCGUUGAAACUACGAAUUACUGUCCGAUUGGCAGUAGCUCAACGGAUUAUGUCACUUCGCAGCGCAGUGGCUGAUAAUUAGUUGAAAUCUAUUUUUAAUUAUGCUAUCAAAGAAGUUACAAUAUGGGUUGAAAAAAAUAAUUAUUAAAUAAAGCUAUAUUAUUGGAAAAUGCGCAAGCG